GGGCGGCCCCGCCCGCCCGUCCCCCGGUGCCCCGCCCCGCGCAGGCGCCCGGAGCGGCCAUGGCGGAGAAGGCGCAGAAAAGCGUGAAGAUCGCGCCGGGGGCCGUGGUGUGCGUGGAGAGCGAGAUCCGCGGGGACGUGACCAUCGGGCCCAGGACCGUGAUCCACCCCAAGGCCCGCAUCAUCGCCGAGGCGGGGCCCAUCGUCAUCGGGGAAGGGAACCUGAUCGAGGAGCAGGCGCUCAUCAUCAACGGCUAUCCAGAAAAUAUUACCCCAGAGACUGAAGAUGUGGAGCCCAAACCCAUGGUCAUCGGCACCAACAAUGUUUUUGAGGUUGGGUGCUAUUCCCAGGCGAUGAAGGUGGGAGACAACAACGUCAUCGAAUCCAAAGCAUUCGUUGGCAGGAACGUGAUCCUGACGAGCGGCUGCAUCAUCGGGGCCUGCUGUAACAUCAACACCUACGAGGUGAUCCCCGAAAACACCGUCAUCUACGGGGCCGACUGCCUCCGGCGUGUGCAGACCGAGCGGCCGCAGCCCCAGACGCUGCAGCUGGAUUUCCUGAUGAAGAUCCUGCCCAACUACCACCACCUGAAGAAGACCAUGAAGGCCACGUCCACCCCUGUCAAGAGCUGAGCAUCUGCCUGCUGCUCCCGGUGCCUGGCCGGGUGUUUGGUCCUGGGAAGCACUGCACACUCCGGGAAGUAUCCGGUCUCUGUGAUCCUCAUUCCAUCAAACGAUUUAUUGCUUAUUUGUGUGCUUUUAUUUAUCUUCCACCGAGAAUCUCAGACCAGGUUUGGGUCUGUUGUCUCUCCCGCAGUAACUAUUGUUCGCGCUUUGUUUUGGGAAUAAAAUGUCACCCGUUCUGCUGCC
Messenger RNA from Pseudopipra pipra, 869 nucleotides. It is a transcript of the gene DCTN6, whose product is annotated as dynactin subunit 6. Bases 60 to 632 code for a protein of 190 amino acids. Gene Ontology annotation, biological process: mitotic spindle organization. The record is from RefSeq and is a predicted model, not a curated record. Gene Ontology annotation, molecular function: dynein complex binding. Gene Ontology annotation, cellular component: dynactin complex. Lineage: Eukaryota; Metazoa; Chordata; Aves; Passeriformes; Pipridae. The transcript is spliced from 7 exons.